This is a messenger RNA of Ilex paraguariensis (yerba mate), 432 nucleotides long. The record is from the annotation of a GenBank genome assembly. Lineage: Eukaryota; Viridiplantae; Streptophyta; Magnoliopsida; Aquifoliales; Aquifoliaceae.
AUGGUGGAGGCUAAAGGAUCUGUCCCAGCAAGUGAGCUGUUGGGUGGCGCCAAUGCAUUGGGUGGCACUAAGAGUAAGGCGAGCGGUGGCGACUUGGUCCUAGGCAGCGUCGGGCAACGUGUGAUGGCUAGGAAAGGCGUCAAUGUCGAGGAAAAUGACAAAGUGAAAGCGAGAAAGGACGGCGCUGGGCACAUGAACCAAGGAAAGGGUAACCCCAGGCAAGGUGACAUCAGCGCACUGGGCGACGCCAGCCGGGCACGAACCGGAGGCAAGGAGUGGUCAAGCGGCGGUGGAGGUUAUGGGCACAGGCUGGGUGCAAGGAGGGUGGAUCCAAGCAUGGGGGAGACAAACUUGGGCACUAAGACCUUGCUCAGAGACGUAGUUGGAUCUGAUGAACCAAGUUGUGGGCGGGAUCAAGGUAUCGCCUUCUGA